Chaetomium strumarium is the source of this 2211-nucleotide messenger RNA. RefSeq names its product UEV domain-containing protein. Gene Ontology annotation, cellular component: ESCRT I complex. Gene Ontology annotation, biological process: protein modification process; endosome to lysosome transport; protein transport. Lineage: Eukaryota; Fungi; Ascomycota; Sordariomycetes; Sordariales; Chaetomiaceae. Gene Ontology annotation, molecular function: ubiquitin binding. The record is from RefSeq and is a predicted model, not a curated record. The transcript is spliced from 4 exons. Bases 490 to 2115 code for a protein of 541 amino acids.
CAGUCACAAAGGUCACCGUUGGCCCGUUCCAUGGACCCUGGAGUGCGCCUUCCGAUUGCGGCGACGGUGCAGGCUCCUCUCCUGGCGACCAGCAGACAAACCUGUUUGUGGUAGGCUUCUUACCGUCACGGUGUCACCCAAGUCAACACGACGGUGGUGCCGUCAUUCAAAUCCCAGCAUUCGGGGUCGGGAUGCGUCCAUUCAAUUGUGCGGCGACAUAGCAUGUGCCUCCAACUGGAGCGGAGCUUUCCGAGCGAUCCCGGCUGACGCAAGAUCGACCCCGCGAUUAGCCGAGCCCACGCACCCUUGUGGCUGCGGGGCCGCACGGAGCUUGGGCCACCAUUCGCUUCGACGCCAAGCAACUCGGGCGCCAAGACACGCGAUUGCACGUCACUUGGCAUCUGGGAGUUUCCGCGACAAGCAACGACAGUUGACCCAAGCGAUAUCAUGUGAUGAUCAGACCGGAAUGCGCCAGCGCCAACCAGUACAAUGGUCCAACAACAUGUCUUGAAUUGGCUCUACAGCGUUCUGACAAGUGAAUAUCACGAUGUCAACCGAACCUACAACGAUGUCGCUCAGGCUCUGUCGCAGUAUCCGUCUCUGUCGCCCAGGACCGACGUCCACACGUUUCCGAACGGCGUCUCUGCCUUGCUCCUCCAUCUGUCAGGGACAAUACCGGUGCGGUUCCGCGGCACGACCUACCGCUUCCCCAUAUCCCUCUGGGUGCCCCACGCCUACCCUCGGGAGCCCCCUCUGAUCUACGUAACGCCGACCGAGACCAUGGUGGUGCGUCCGGGUCAGCACGUCGACCCACAGGGUUUGGUCUAUCACCCCUAUCUUGCCGGAUGGUCGACGUUCUGGGAUAAAUCCACGAUCCUCGACUUUCUCAGGAUCCUGCAAGACGUCUUUGCGAAGGAGCCGCCCGUGGUCGCGCGCCAGCAAGGGCCACCCCCUCCGAUGCAACACGCGCCGACUCCCCCUCCUGUCCCGCCGCUACCGCCCGACCUCGCCCCGAGACCUGCCAGCCGAGUGCAGUCGGAGGCCCCUGCAGAAGCCCGGCCGCCGCCGCCUCCGCCUAAACCUGGAACACAGGCCCACCCCCGAGCGCGGCCCUCGCCGGCGCCGCCACAAGCGACAGAUCCCGGUGUCCCUUCACCUCCACCGAAAAUCGGCGGUCCUGCAGCUCAGUCACUCGGGGACGGACCUCCGGGGCCGCAGCAGCAUUCGCCGAUGCCCGGGCAUUCGCGCUACGAGACGGCGCCACCGCUGCCGCCUCAAGCAGCACUUGCUUCACCUGAGCCGAGAGGACCGCCAUGGGCUGCACCUGCGCAGCAACCGCCUCCGUCCAACGUCGCGCAAUAUCAGGGACAUCCGCAGGCACCCGGAUUCCAGCCAGGCCCUCCUCAGCCUCCCUUCUCACCCGCUGAUCCCCGGAGAACGUCGACCUUCGUGCAACCCCAACCAUACAACACACCACCGCCGCCCUGGCAACAGGCCCCACCACCUCCUGCCCAGGUCCAGCCAAAGCCGAAGCCACCCCCUCCGCCCGACCUGAUGGAUGACGACCUAACCCUCCCAAUCCCCUCGCCAUCCUCCGUCCCGCCGCCGCCGAUCCCUCCCAACCCCGAGAAGGACCUGCUGCUGCACCGCCUCGCGCAAACGCUGCACUCGCACCGCCAAAAGGCCCGCGCGCAGAACGAUGCCUCGCUGCAAGGCCUCCGGGCGCAGCGCGUCGCCAUGCUGCAGGCCACGACAGCCCUGCAGGCCGAGUCGGCGCAGCUCGCCCAGCUCUCGGCGCUGCUCACGUCCAACACGGCCAUCCUGCAGGACAGCCUGCGCCAGGCGGAUGCGGUGAUCGAGUCGUCGGCGAGCCACCCGGAGCCGGACAUUGACGAGCUGCUGGUGGCGCCGACCGUGGUGGGGAACCAGCUAUACGAGCUCGUCGCCGAGGAGCGGGCGCUGGCGGACGCUAUCUUCAUGCUCGGCCGGGCGGUCGAGAGGGGCCGGAUUGCGCCACAGACGUUUGCCAAGAUGACCAGGGGGCUGGCGAGGGAGUGGUAUUUGAAGAAGGCGCUUGUGAAGAAGAUUGGGAAGGGGAUGGGGUUGGCGGGGUAAAAGGAUCCCAUCCGGAGAGGGCAGGACGAUACCUAAUUCAACCAGUUGGUACGAAUACGAUGGGGUAACGUUUGGCUGCGGUGUCAUCAGCUGGAG